Sesamum indicum (sesame) is the source of this 4778-nucleotide messenger RNA. RefSeq names its product MAP3K epsilon protein kinase 1. Gene Ontology annotation, molecular function: ATP binding; protein kinase activity; protein binding. The record is from RefSeq and is a predicted model, not a curated record. NCBI's taxonomy places the organism in Eukaryota, Viridiplantae, Streptophyta, Magnoliopsida, Lamiales, Pedaliaceae. Gene Ontology annotation, biological process: protein phosphorylation.
GAAUGAAAUAAAUAAGAAAUUGGAAAAUCCGGACCCUCGCCUCCGUCCUCCUCCGGGCAGCCCCAGAGUUCUCCGCCGCGGUCUCCUCAAUAAAUUACUCUUCCCUCCUCCUCUCUACCGUCAAUUCGCCGCCCAAUACCCUUCCAGCACCUCACUCGCACAUCUUCUUAUAUGUAUGUGUAUUUUAACAAUGUGUGAAUGUAAGUGGAGGUAGAAGUAGUCAAGAAUUAGGGGUUAACAGUCGUGCGGACGCGAGGAGAUGGCUCGGCAAAUGACCAGUUCUGCUUUCCACAAAUCCAAAACCCUUGACAACAAAUAUAUGCUUGGAGAUGAAAUUGGGAAAGGGGCUUAUGGGAGAGUGUACAAGGGUUUGGAUUUGGAGAAUGGGGAUUUUGUUGCGAUCAAGCAAGUCUCUUUGGAGAAUAUUGCUCAGGAGGAUCUGAACAUUAUUAUGCAAGAGAUCGAUUUGCUAAAGAAUCUGAAUCAUAAAAAUAUUGUGAAAUAUCUUGGAUCAUUGAAGACAAAAAGUCAUCUUCACAUUAUACUUGAGUAUGUGGAGAACGGUUCACUUGCAAACAUCAUCAAGCCAAAUAAAUUUGGGCCUUUUCCAGAGUCUUUGGUGGCUGUCUAUAUAGCCCAGGUAUUGGAGGGUCUGGUGUAUCUACAUGAACAAGGUGUAAUUCAUCGGGAUAUCAAGGGGGCAAAUAUUUUGACCACUAAAGAGGGUCUUGUCAAACUUGCAGAUUUCGGGGUUGCAACAAAACUUAAUGAAGCAGAUGUUAAUACGCAUUCGGUUGUUGGAACGCCUUACUGGAUGGCCCCUGAGGUCAUUGAAAUGUCAGGAGUUUGUGCAGCAUCUGAUAUCUGGAGUGUUGGCUGCACUGUGAUUGAACUUCUAACAUGUAUUCCACCUUACUAUGAUCUGCAGCCCAUGCCUGCCCUGUUUAGAAUUGUACAGGAUGAACAUCCUCCACUUCCAGAUAGUCUCUCCCCAGCUAUUACUGAUUUCCUACUUCAGUGCUUUAAAAAGGAUGCUAGGCAGAGGCCUGAUGCUAAGACGUUACUUUCACACCCUUGGAUUCAAAACUCAAGACGUGCUCUGCAAACUUCUUUGCGUCAUAGUGGAACUCUAAGAAACAUUGAUGGAGUUGAGUCCAAUGAUGCUGAAUUAAGCACUGGUGAACAAGGGCGUAAUGUCGAAGUCUCUUCUACUGAGGAAGAAUGUAAAACAGAGCUGCAACCAUCAGAGACUUCUGGGAUCAGCAAAUCUUCUGAGGUUGAUAGUUCUAAUGCUAAUCUUGCUGAGGAAAGGAGAGACAACCUUGAGGAAGAUGUGAUUUCAGAUCAAGUUCCCACAUUUGGAAUCCGAGAAAAGUCACCCAUGCAAGACAACUCGAAUGGAUUGGUAGAUAGUCAUGAGGCAUCAAUUUCUGAUUUCUCUGAGAACACGCCACCCAUUAAUCAGCAGGCCGAAGUGCUAAUAAAUGGUGAAGUAGAACCUGCUGCAAAUACAAAGAGAAAUGCUGUAGCUAGAAAAUUUGAAAAGCAAGGAAGUUCAGUUGCUAUUGAGCAUGACAAAUUUAAUUUUUGUCAAAACAGUGAAGAUGAUAGCUCACUGAAGGCUGUCAAGACACCAUUGGGUUCAGGAGGAAAUGAGCUUAGUAGAUUCAGUGAUCCUCCAGGUGACGCUUCUUUGGAUGAUUUAUUUCAUCCCUUGGAGAACCUGGAGGACAGAGUGGCUGAAGCCUCUACUUCUGCCUCCUCUUCACAUAUAAUUCAAGGCAAUGCAGUCUCUGAUAGUGGAAAGAAUGACCUCGCUACAAAAUUAAGAGCUACAAUCGCUCAAAAGCAAAUGGAAAAUGAAUCAGUGCAGGCAAAUGGUGGUGACCUACUUCGUCUAGUGAUGGGUGUUCUAAAGGAAGAUGUAAUUGAUAUUGAUACUCUGGGAUUUGAAGAUAAAUUGCCUGCCGAAAAUCUCUUUCACCUUCAGGCAGUAGAAUUUAGCAAAUUAGUGUCAUUGCUAAGGCCAGAAGAACCAGAAGAUGUGAUUGUAUCUUCGUGUCAGAAAUUGAUUACUUUCUUUCAUCAGCGACCGGAGCAGAAGGUUCUUUUCAUUACACAACAUGGUUUGCUUCCUCUAAUGGAGCUGCUUGAGGUUCCGAGAACUCGUGUCAUAUGUUCAGUGCUCCAAGUUCUGAACCAAAUAAUCAAAGAUAACACUGAUUUUCAGGAGAAUGCUUGUCUAGUUGGUCUUAUUCCAAUUGUGAUGAGCUUUGCUGUGCAUGACCGGCCCCGGGAAGUCCGCAUGGAAGCAGCAUAUUUCUUACAGCAACUCUGCCAAUCAAGCUCCUUAACAUUGCAAAUGUUUAUUGCUUGCCGUGGUAUACCCGUCCUGGUGGGAUUUCUAGAGGCUGACUAUGCAAAAUAUAGGGAAAUGGUCCAUAUGGCUAUUGAUGGUAUGUGGCAGGUUUUCAAGCUUCAGAAGUCCACCUCUAGAAAUGAUUUUUGUCGUAUAGCUGCCAAGAAUGGGAUAUUACUUAGACUUAUUAACACCCUUUAUAGUUUGAAUGAGUCAACUCGUCUAGCUUCUAUAGCUUCUGGCAGUGGGGUCACUCCAGAUGGUUUACCUCCACAACCAAGAUAUGAUACUCAGGAUUCUAGCAAUUCUCCAUUUGUACAGAUGGAUUACUCACUUUAUGGGAGUGACCAGCCUGAUAACCUUAUUGUUAAGCAAGGAGACCAGGUAUCACAAAGUGGACUACAAGAACCUUCUCGAGCAUCAGUAUCGCGAUCACCUGAUUCAAGAUUUAUUCCUUCAGAUGCCGAUAGGCCUCAAUCAAGUAUUGCUAAUGUGGAGGCUUCAGGUGCUUUAAGAGUGACAGAUCCUCCAUCUUUGGACCGAGGAUCCAGUCCUGCAGUAAGGGAUUAUCUUUCAGCUGUCUCUAGAGAUCGUGGAAGUGUUGACCGAUUGAAGAAUGAAACUUCUAGAGCUGAUGUUGACCUAAAGCAGCAAAGAGGUGCGAAUGCAGCAAAUAGAACGUCGACAGAUAGGGCUCCAAAAUCAGCAGAUAUGACAACAAAUGGAUCAUCAGCUCACACUGGUAGCCAGCAAGAGAAUGUUCGACCCCUUCUCAGUUUAUUGGAUAAAGAACCUCCAUCACGCCAUUUCUCUGGUCAGCUUGAGUAUGUACGGCAUCUUACGGGGAUGGAAAAACAUGAAAGUGUUUUGCCUCUUUUACAUGCAUCUAGUGAGAAGAAGACAAAUGGACUUGAUUUUUUGAUGGCUGAAUUCGCAGAGGUUUCUGGGCGAGGAAGGGAAAAUGCCAAUGUGGAUUCGUUGCCUAGAAAUUCACCUAAGGCAACUAAUAAGAAGUUAGGUCCUCUGACAACAAAUGGAGGAAUUGCAGCCACUUCUGGACUUGCAUCACAGAGAGCAUCUGGUGUGCUGUCUGGUUCAGGAGUUUUAAAUGCUAGACCAGGGAGUGCAACAUCAUCUGGGCUACUUUCCCAUAUGGUAUCCCCAUGGAAUGUUGAUGUUGCUCGGGAGUAUCUGGAAAAGGUAGCAGACCUUCUACUUGUGUUUGCUGCCGCAGACACGGCAGUCAAAUCUUACAUGUGUAGCCAAAGUUUACUUAGUCGGCUUUUUCAGAUGUUCAAUAAGAUAGAGCCCCCAAUUCUUCUAAAGCUGUUGAAAUGUAUAAAUCAUCUGUCAACGGACCCACAUUGCUUAGAAAAUCUACAGAGAGCAGAUGCAAUCAAAUAUUUGAUCCCAAACCUUGAUCUCAAAGAAGGUGCCUUUGUGUCACAAAUCCAUCACGAGGUCCUCAAUGCACUAUUCAACCUAUGCAAGAUUAACAAGAGGAGACAGGAACAAGCUGCAGAAAACGGGAUCAUUCCUCACUUGAUGCAUUUUAUUAUGUCAGAUUCUCCUUUGAAACAGUGUGCAUUACCUCUGUUAUGCGAUAUGGCCCAUGCAUCACGAAAUUCAAGGGAGCAAUUGCGAGCUCAUGGAGGGCUUGAUGUGUACUUGAGCCUUCUUGAAGACGACCUCUGGUCUGUGACUGCCUUAGAUUCACUUGCUGUAUGCUUGGCACAUGACAAUGAAAACAGGAAAGUGGAACAAGCUUUGCUCAAAAAGGAUGCUGUCCAAAAACUGGUUAAGUUCUUCCAGUGCUGUUCGGAACGACACUUCUUGCACAUACUGGAACCAUUCUUGAAAAUUAUCACGAAAUCAUCUCGAAUAAAUACUACUCUGGCAGUUAAUGGUUUGACACCAUUGCUAAUCUCGAGACUUGAUCAUCCAGAUGCAAUAGCGCGUCUGAAUUUACUUAAAUUAAUAAAGGCUGUGUACGAGCAUCACCCCCGGCCAAAGCAACUGAUUGUGGAGAAUGAUCUGCCUCGGAAGCUUCAGAAUUUGAUUGAGGAGAGAAGAGAUGGACAGAGUUCCGGAGGGCAAGUCCUGGUUAAACAAAUGGCAACUUCACUUCUGAAGGCACUCCAUAUCAACACUGUUUUGUAAAAUCUGUAGUGUGGUUUUUAGACUCAAGCACAUGUACCUGUUAGUUGAGGUUGUAAAGUUUGACUCAAUUCUCCAAUGCUUCUUUCUCCCCGUCAAUUUGUAUCAUUAGUAGUUUUUCCCUUUGUUCUUGGCUGCAGCAGAAGUGUAUGUUCUUGUAUAUGGCUUACUGCAGUGCUGCCAGCUUCCUGUCGCCCUAUCCUCUGUUUAUUAAAGCAACAUUUUAUGUCAAUUAAUGCAGCGUUUGCACAGGUGAGAAGUA